Molecule: messenger RNA, 1933 nt
Organism: Arachis stenosperma
Lineage: Eukaryota; Viridiplantae; Streptophyta; Magnoliopsida; Fabales; Fabaceae
Molecular function (GO): protein binding
Source: RefSeq, a predicted model, not a curated record
UGUCAUAUGUCAAGCACUGUGCCCAAGCAAUCCAAUACAACAAAGCUUUUAAAUUAUAAAACCAGUAACCACACUCUCAAGAUGCAUAGAACGUUGGGCUCUUUGGUAGCUGAAGUUGGAGAGAAGAUGAAAGCAAUGUGGUUAUGUCCAAAGGUUUCGGGUUUUGAUCCUUCUGAAAGAUGGGGUCACUCUGCUUGCUUCUUCAAUGGCCUUAUGUAUGUCUUUGGGGGCUGUUGUGGAGGGAUGCAUUUCAGUGAUGUUCUCACUUUGGACCUUGAUAAAAUGGUUUGGAGGAAGGUCACAACCACAGGCGAAAAUCCAGGUCCUAGGGACAGCCAUAGUGCUGUUAUUGUAGGCCAUAAGAUGAUAGUGUUUGGUGGCAGCAAUGGAUUCAAGAAGGUGAAUCAUAUUCAUAUUCUUGAUCUUGUCACCAAAGUGUGGGUUAGUCCUGAAUGCAAAGGGACACCUCCUUCGGCCCGGGAGAGCCAUACGGCCGUGCUCGUUGGCGGCUAUAGACUAGUGAUCUUUGGUGGUAGUGGGGAAGGCAGAGCAAACUAUUUGAAUGAUUUGCACAUUCUUGAACUAGGAACCAUGAGAUGGACUUGCCCUGAAUUGAAAGGUGAAUUUCCUGUCCCUAGGGACAGUCAUAGUACCAUUGCCAUUGGGAACAAGCUUAUUGUAUAUGGUGGAGAUUCAGGUUAUCAGUACCAUGGAAACAUUGAUAUUCUUGAUAUGGAAACAAUGACUUGGUCUAAAUUGAGAAUUCAAGGUUCUUCACCUGGAGUCAGGGCAGGUCAUGCUGCAGUAAACAUUGGAACCAAGGUCUAUAUCAUUGGAGGGGUUGGAGAAAAACGUUACUAUAAUGACAUUUGGAUCUUUGAUAUAUGCACUUGUUCAUGGACUCAACUCUAUAUAACUGGUCAAAAACCACAAGGGCGAUUUUCUCAUACUGCUGUUGUUAUAGACAUGGAUAUUGUCAUCUAUGGCGGGUGUGGUGAAGAUGAAAAUCCUCUCAAUGAAUUGUUAGUUUUGCAGCAUGAAGCAGAGCCAAAUCCACGUUACAACGCGGUACAUAUAGAAGUUUGUAGCAAUUAUUGGCAUAAUGUGAAAGAACUAACAAUGUGUUUUGUUUUGCAUCAGAAAACUAUGUUGAUGGGGUCUAAUGUGAAAGAAGGAGGAGCUUAUGACUUUGAUUCAGGUACUUCACAACAGAAGAGGAGGAGAGUUUCUACUACGAAGGUUUGGGAUGUUGAUUCUGAACAAGAAGAACACUCUCUCUCACUAUCACAGCAUUCAUCACCAUCUCAAUCUGAUCAAGAACAGACUCUUGGUCAAAGAUCAAAUGCUUCUGUCACCGAUUCGCAGCAGCGUCUUCUGUUCAAACAGAUGAAUCAAACCCCAACCAAUUGUCCAUACAACAAUGACUUGAGUAACAAGAAAUCUAUGAAGGAUAUCGCUCAGGGAAAUCCACAAAAUCUUCCUUCUCUAGUUCAUCAGCCAAAGCAAGAACAGUGCCACCUGAUUGGUGCUGAAGUUCGAGGUAAAAUAGAUGGAGCCUUUGACUCAGGUUUACUCAUGACUGCAUCCGUGAAUGGAGAGAUUUUCAGAGGGGUCUUAUUUGCUCCGAUACAGCAGGCAGUAAAGGUGGUUGAAACAAAUUGCUCUCUAACUACUCAAACUCAACCACCAUUUGUGAACUCCAACUCAGAUCAUUCCCCACAAAUCAGGCGAGGCGCUCGGUCGUCGAUACUAUUCAAGGAACAUAGAGCAAAUAAGAGUGAUCUUGAAGGGUUGCUUUUGACACUUGGAGGACCUGCUAGCGCAAAUAAUCCUGAGGAGGUAGAUUAUUUAGGAAGCAAAUAAAUAAGCUUUGAUUUGUGUGUUUUUGAUUUGCAUCAGUUGUCAGUAUAAUCUGUUUCCCACUUAACCAAAC